CGCAGCACACGAUCUAGUAGCUAGCUAGCUGCACCGCAGCAACAAGGGGGGUACUUCGUGUCGAUCAGGAGGUGAAGCAAGCGCUGGCCAUCGCCAGCAUGGCGGACCGGGCGCCGACGACCCUGACGGCGGCGCUGGCGCUCGGGCUCGUGCUCGUGCUCCUGUGCGCCGCAGCCGGCCCGGCCGCCGCGCAGAACUGCGGCUGCCAGGAGGGCUACUGCUGCAGCAAGUACGGCUACUGCGGCCUGGGCGACCCCUACUGUGGCGAGGGGUGCCGGUCGGGCCCUUGCAAGGGUAGUAGUGGCAGCAGCAGCGGCGGCAGCGGCGCGGACGUUGGUAGCGUCGUCACCGAUGCGUUCUUCAACGGCAUCAAGUCCCAGGCCGGGGGCGGGUGCGAGGGCAGCAGCUUCUACUCGCGGGACGCGUUCCUGAACGCCGCCGGCGCGUACGCCGACUUCGCGCACGGCGGCUCGGCGGACGACGGCAAGCGCGAGAUCGCCGCCUUCUUCGCGCACGUCACCCACGAGACCGGACAUUUCUGCUACAUCAGCGAGAUCAACAAGGACAACAGCUACUGCAACGCGAGCAAGACGCAGUGGCCGUGCGCGGAGGGGAAGAAGUACUACGGGCGCGGCCCGCUGCAGAUCUCGUGGAACUACAACUACGGGCCCGCCGGGAGGGACAUCGGCUUCGACGGGCUCGGGAACCCGGGCGCGGUGGCGCAGGACCCCGUGAUCGCGUUCAAGGCGGCGCUCUGGUUCUGGAUGAACAACGUGCACGGGGUGAUGCCGCAGGGGUUCGGCGCCACCACCAGGGCCAUCAACGGCGCCCUCGAGUGCAACGGGGACAACCCCGACAAGAUGAACGCGAGGGUGGGCUACUACAGGCAGUACUGCCAGCAGCUCGGCGUCGACCCGGGGAGCAACCUCACCUGCUAAGGUGUUUGCAUUGCUUGGGUUCAUGGAUGCAUGCUUGGCUUGAGAAGUAAGUAAGGAAUAAGGAAUACUUGGUAUUCAUACACUCUUAGUGGGUGCAGUUGUCGUCGCCGGCCUGUGAUGGAACCCGGAGUGUAACAAGUACACAUACUAGUAGUUGUAAGAAUAAUGCAGGGGAUGGGCCUGCUAAUUCGACCUGAAUAAUUAACGAAGCAGUUUGUAAUGUAGCAUGCA
This is a messenger RNA of Panicum virgatum (switchgrass), 1169 nucleotides long. Its product is annotated as endochitinase B-like. Bases 99 to 938 code for a protein of 279 amino acids. Gene Ontology annotation, molecular function: chitin binding; chitinase activity. The transcript has 2 exons. Gene Ontology annotation, biological process: cell wall macromolecule catabolic process; chitin catabolic process; carbohydrate metabolic process. NCBI's taxonomy places the organism in Eukaryota, Viridiplantae, Streptophyta, Magnoliopsida, Poales, Poaceae. The record is from RefSeq and is a predicted model, not a curated record.